AUGGCGAUGGUGCGGUUGGCCUGGGCUGUGUGGGCCACUGCUGCGGCGGGGAGGCUGCGCAGUCCCCAAGGCACUGGGGGUGCGCGCAGGCUGAGCGGCAGCACGCGGCAGUGGGCAGCGAGGGGCACUAGCCCCGGGCGCCGGCUCAGCACUGCCUGGGCGCCCACCCAGCCAGCACUAGAGGAGGCCGUGGGUGCCGAGGACGAUGCCCAUUCACCUGCAGCUGAGGAGCCGUCGUGGACGCCGCCCCCCGCGCCAUCAGUGCCUCCUGAACCCCCGGGGUCCCCAGGCAGCCGCUCGCUGGUGCAGCGGGACAUUCAGGCCUUCCUGAACCAGUGCGGGGCCAGCCCCGGGGAGGCGCGCCACUGGCUCACGCAGUUCCAGACCUGCCACCACUCCUUGGACAAGCCCUUUGCCGUUAUCGAGGUGGAGGAGGAAGUGCUCAAGUGUCAGCAGGGCGUCUCCAGCCUGGCCUUCGCACUGGCCUUUCUGCAGCGCAUGGACAUGAAGCCCAUGGUGGUCCUAGGGCUGCCUGCUCCCACAGCACCCUCCGGCUGUCUUUCCUUCUGGGAGGCCAAGGCACAGCUUGCCCAGAGUUGCAAGGUGCUGGUGGACGCGCUGCGGCACAAUGCUGCUACAGCUGUGCCUUUUUUUGGUGGUGGGUCGGUGCUAGGCGCUGCUGAGCCAGCCCCCCAUGCCAGCUAUGGGGGCGUGGUCUCGGUGGAGAAGGAUCUGCUACAGUGGUGCCUGGAGUCUGGCAGCAUCCCUAUCCUGUGCCCCAUUGGGGAGACCACUGCUCGCCGCUCUGUGCUCCUUGACUCGCUGGAGGUGACCGCAGCGCUGGCCAAGGAGCUGCAGCCCAUUAAAAUCAUCUUCCUCAAUACCACAGGUGGCCUGCGGGACAGCAGUCACAAGGUCCUGAGUAAUGUGAACCUGCCCGCUGAUCUGGACCUGGUGACCAGUGCCGAGUGGGUGAGCACCAAGGAACGUCAGCAGAUUCGGCUUAUUGUGGAGGUGCUCAGCCGCCUGCCCCACCACUCCUCGGCCGCCAUUACCGCUGCCAGCACGCUGCUCACCGAGCUCUUCAGCAACAAGGGGUCCGGGACCCUGUUCAAGAAUGUCGAGCGGAUGCUGCGAGUGCGCAGUCUGGACGACCUCGACCAGCGCCGCCUGGUGAACCUGGUCAACACCAGCUUCGGCAAAAAACUCCGUGACGACUACUUGGCCUCGCUGCGCCCGCGGCUACACUCUGUCUACGUCUCUGAGGGGUACAACGCUGCCGCCAUUCUGACCACGGAGCCCGUACUGGGGGGCACCCCAUAUCUGGACAAGUUUGUGGUGAGCUCCAGCCGCCAGGGCCAAGGAUCUGGCCAGAUGCUGUGGGAGUGUCUGCGGCGGGACCUGCAGACGCUUUUCUGGCGCUCUCGAGUAACAAACCCCAUCAACCCCUGGUACUUCAAGCACAGUGAUGGCAGCUUUUCCAACAAGCAGUGGAUCUUCUUCUGGUUUGGCCUGGCUGAUAUCCGAGACUCCUAUGAACUGGUCAACCAUGCCAAGGGGCUGCCAGACUCCUUUAGCAAGCCAGCUUCUGACCAUGGACUGCAGGACUCCUUUAGCAAGCCAGGCAGCUGACCCUCACCACCGGCCCUGCAGGCCCUGGGACAACCAGGGUGGACCAAAAGCCAUGUCUGCUGGAGGUGACUCCAGGCAGCCACAGGCUGGACAAGUUACCCCCACCAAGGACUUCUUCAAAAACAGCUGACACCAAAU
Molossus molossus (Pallas's mastiff bat) is the source of this 1770-nucleotide messenger RNA. RefSeq names its product N-acetylglutamate synthase (gene NAGS). NCBI's taxonomy places the organism in Eukaryota, Metazoa, Chordata, Mammalia, Chiroptera, Molossidae. Gene Ontology annotation, biological process: glutamate metabolic process; L-arginine biosynthetic process. Bases 1 to 1632 code for a protein of 543 amino acids. The transcript is spliced from 8 exons. The record is from RefSeq and is a predicted model, not a curated record. Gene Ontology annotation, molecular function: L-glutamate N-acetyltransferase activity, acting on acetyl-CoA as donor; arginine binding. Gene Ontology annotation, cellular component: mitochondrial matrix.